AUGAGUGAACCGACGAGCCGUAAAAGAAGUGCUACGACUAAUUUGACUAUAAACGAGCCCAAUGCCGAUCCAACCUCACCAACAAAGGGUAGAACCAGGUUCUACAGUAUCUCCUCAGACAUCAUUCCACAGACUCUGACCCAUCCUGACGACGAAGAAACCUUAAAAUCUCCUAAAAAUACAGUCAUUCCGCCUACUUGGUCCCAUGUUGGGUUCCAAUCUAUAUUCCAAGGUGGGGGAGGAGGUCAGAGGAGAUCGAAGAACAGCUCGAAAUCUACUGCUUCACCAGAGGAUUCUUCACUUACUACCGAAAAGAGUGGUGAGUCAUUAUCGAGUUUAGCGCAAAGAGCUGAAUAUCAUAGAUCAGAGGAAGAUCUUUCCAAUGAAAGUGUUCAUACAAGUGGAUCCAGUACGAAGGAUAAAAUACGGUCUGCCAUACUUGGAAUGUCAAAGGAUAACCACUCUUUUGGUGAUAGAAGCUCUAGAAUUUUUAGAACUAAUACUAAUAAGAGUACUUCGAGCCUGUCGGGAUCAUUACUCAAGAGUCCGAGGCCUAGAAAUACCAGUACGCUUUCAAACGUUGCAAGAAAGCUUUUCAAGCAUAGAAAGCAUAAAGGAGUACACAAUGAUGAUCCAGAGGCAGCUGUUCCUACUCCUUUGAGCAAGUUUCUACAUUCUUCAUACGCAAGACAUAAGGCGCCUUCCCAAUUCAUGCACAAUGCCACUGUCGACGGUAAAUCUGCAUAUCCAUUUCACCCUUCCAGCCUGAGCAUCCAUAAUGAUAAAGGUUUAUUACCGGUGCAGGAUGAUAAUUCUUUCAUGGCGAAUCUAUUAUUCCUUCACGAGUUUUUAAAGAACCUACCAACGCUUCAGGCGAACUAUAGGAACUUUCAUGCUCAGGAAUUGCAUGUCCUAGAAGAAAAUAUAUGGUCCGUUCAUUGUAGUAUUACACUUGAACUGUUCAAAUCGAAGCGAAUAUGGGAAUUACCUGUCAAGAUCGAGGAUAUGAACAGACUACUCAGUUUCUAUAUCAUCCUGAAGACGGAAAGCAAGGCCUCGUCACCGCACGUCAAGUUUAUCGGCGAGGUGGAGGAGUUUCUGACUACUUCUUUGUAUAUCUUGGAGAAUCAAAUUGUGUUCAACUAUACCAAUGAAGACAUCAUGAACACAUCGCUCAAGAGACUUGGCGUAAUAUGGCAAAUAUUUUAUCAGCAAGUGUAUUACGAGGUGAUGGCAAUGUUCAUUCCACUUGAAAAAAGCUUCCGAGCAAGUUCGAAGUACUGGUUGGAUAAGACAUUCACAGAGACCUCAAUGCAGCAUGUUCUCUCCAUGGAUUACAUACUAUUGCGAUGUUUCAGAGACUCCAUAGUGUUACCGUACUACCAAAACUUCAUCAACAGCCACGAUGGAGCCCGUAAAAGCUUUCAGCUGUAUAUUUUCAAUGAAGAAGAGGAAAAAGGCGUUACUGGGCAGGAUAAAUUAACUUUACUCCAAUGUUUCGGAACAUUAAGUUCAAUUCAAAGCAAUGAUCAAAAUCAAAAGAUCAUCGAGGAGUUAUUAGAAGGGAUAAGAAUGAGUAUAUAA
Messenger RNA from Torulaspora delbrueckii, 1584 nucleotides. RefSeq names its product Bit61p (gene BIT61). The record is from RefSeq and is a predicted model, not a curated record. The transcript has a single exon. NCBI's taxonomy places the organism in Eukaryota, Fungi, Ascomycota, Saccharomycetes, Saccharomycetales, Saccharomycetaceae. Gene Ontology annotation, biological process: TORC2 signaling. Bases 1 to 1584 code for a protein of 527 amino acids. Gene Ontology annotation, cellular component: TORC2 complex.